AUGCCAAUUAAUUUAGGAUUACAAAGAAUAGCUAAACUAUUAGGACAUUUAAAUAAUCCUCAAAAUGCUUAUAAAUCCAUUCAUAUAGCAGGGACCAAUGGGAAAGGCUCAACAUUAGCUUAUAUCUCAUCAGUUUUAACUGAAGCUAAAAUCAAAAAUGGGAAAUUCACUUCACCUCAUAUCAUUAAUUAUCAUGAUUGUAUUAGUAUAAAUAAUCAAACAUAUCCAAAAUCAAAAUUUGAUAGAAUUAAUCAACAAGUCAUUAAAAUUAAUAAUGAUUUGAAUUUAGAAUGUACUGAAUUUGAAAUUUUGACAGCUACAGCAUUUAAGAUUUUUGCAUUGGAAGAAAUUGAAAUGGCAUUAGUUGAAGUUGGAGUUGGUGGGAGAUUAGAUGCUACCAAUGUUUUAAUACCAUAUGGUGAGACUAUCGGUACUAGUAAAGGAGGCGUGGUGGCAACUGCAAUAACCAAAAUUGGUCUCGAUCAUGAAAAAUUGUUAGGUGGGACAUUAUUAGCCAUUGCAAAAGAGAAAUCUGGGAUUAUAAAAUAUGGCAUUCCUUGUUUUGUUGAUUCACUGAAUGAUUCUAUUGUGUUACAAGCAAUUCGUGAAAAAUCACGGGAAGUAUCAUGUCCAUUAAGUGUUGUUGAACCAAUUCAGGCCAACGACGACAACCAAUUCAUUAAAUAUAGCCCAUUAAAAGGAUCAUAUCAAGCCAAUAAUCUAUCAUUGGCAGUGGAAAUAUUGAAAUCAUUACCUUAUAGAAUAUCGGAAGAAAUUUUGAUAAAUGGUAUAAGCAAAACUAAUUGGCCUGGUAGAUUACAAACUAUACAACACAAGAGUCUAGGCUCAAUAUUAUUGGAUGGUGCACACAAUGAAAGUGCCGCUAUUGAAUUGGGCAAAUAUUUAAAUACAAAAUAUCGUAAACAAGAACCAGAAGCAAAUAUGCUGGAAGGCAAUCAUACACCUAUAAUACUUGUCAUUGGUAUGACUAAAGGCAAAGCAAUUGGAAAUUUGUUAAAACACGUUAUGUCAGAAAACGAUAUUGUUAUACCUACAAUGUUCACUCAACCUGAAAAUAUGCCCUGGAUUAAUUCUGAACUGAUUUCCACUUUGACUUCAAUUGCCAAAGAUUAUUGUCGUGAUGUAAGAAAUAUUGGUGAUGAUGCACAUAUACAUCAAGUAUUUCAAUAUUUAAAAAACAAUAAAAACGACAAACUGUUAGAGAAUAAACCAAUAGUGGUUUGUGGAAGUUUAUAUUUGUGUGGUGAUGUGCUAAGAGAAAUAGCCAAUUGA
This is a messenger RNA of Candida albicans SC5314, 1293 nucleotides long. Its product is annotated as dihydrofolate synthase. Lineage: Eukaryota; Fungi; Ascomycota; Pichiomycetes; Serinales; Debaryomycetaceae. Gene Ontology annotation, molecular function: tetrahydrofolylpolyglutamate synthase activity; ATP binding; dihydrofolate synthase activity. The record is from RefSeq and is a predicted model, not a curated record. The coding region runs from base 1 to 1293 and encodes 430 amino acids. Gene Ontology annotation, biological process: folic acid-containing compound biosynthetic process. Gene Ontology annotation, cellular component: mitochondrion; cytoplasm; cytosol. The transcript has a single exon.